AGCCCGACCUGGAGGCGCAGCUUUGCCGGAGGUCGUGGUCUCUGAUCCAACAAUUAGGUCCUUGAGAUGGCCCAAUAUCCGUACUUACAGGUUGUGACAUACCAUUGGUCUGAAGCAGACAACUCCAUGAUCUGCGCCUCGAUGGGGAAAAGUAACGAGCAGGAUUAUCCAGCUUCUGCCACUGCCUCCAUAUCAACAGGAGCUCUGAAACGAUUACCACUCGAGCUCAUUCAUAACGUCCUAGGCCACCUGGACAUUAGCACGAUCGGGUCUGUCAGGUGUCUGAGCUGGAAUAGCAGACUCAUAGUAGACUUGUUUCCGCCAUACCGAGAUCUUACUAUUUAUGCAUCUUCAGUCCUCCGCGUUCUUUACUCUACACAUCUCGCGUCAGCUUACAGUGUAGGGCAGCUCUACACUGUCCUUACGAACGAUCGAUGCAUAUGCUGCGAAGCUUUCGGACCGUAUCUCUCACUCAUUACAUGUGAACGCUGUUGCUUCUCGUGUCUCUACGACUCAAAGAUGGCUCCAACCACUCUCUCUACCGCUGCUUCUGCAUUUGGUCUCUCCAAGAACGAGAUAGAGAAGAAGAUCCCUGUUGUCACAACACUCCCAGGAAUGUACACUAUCGAGCGCACGGAAAAAAAAAGGAUAUUGAAAGUUGUGAGCGUGAGAAAGGCUUUGGCUCUUGCCCUUGAAAAACAAAACAAAACUCAACCGGUGGGAGAAGACCUCACAAAUCUCGAUGAGAACGCAAAAGACCUUAUAAAACACUACAAUGAUCCCAUCCGUUUUAUGGUCUCGACGCCUAUUCCCUAUCUCAACACCCGAAAUCAUCAUACGGAAUCAGGAGUUUGGUGUCGAGGAUGCGAGUUGGUGUGGUAUAGAAACUCUAGUCGCAAGUGGUCCAGUGAUUGCUACAAGAGAGUGUUAGAUACAGCAUAUCUGGAGGAGGAAUAUCUAUUACAUUUUGAGGAGUGUGAGGCUGCAAAGGAGCUUUGGGGACUCUUUCUACGCGAGGGGAAAGGCUUGGAGCAUUUGCACAGGGGACGACACCGGGAGUGGGCUUCAAGGAAUGUGGAAAGAUGAGUCGUUGUAUAAUCUAGUCUGUUACGAGGUCAAGUCUCUUUUGAUGACCUCGGACUCUGUACAAGAGAUCUGGAAAAUAUCAAAAAUAUAUAUAUCCUGAGACAAUCCAGAUAUAUUAGGG
Messenger RNA from Cadophora gregata, 1207 nucleotides. RefSeq lists its product as uncharacterized. The coding region runs from base 67 to 1086 and encodes 339 amino acids. The transcript has a single exon. The record is from RefSeq and is a predicted model, not a curated record. Lineage: Eukaryota; Fungi; Ascomycota; Leotiomycetes; Helotiales; Ploettnerulaceae. Gene Ontology annotation, molecular function: protein binding.